This is a messenger RNA of Fusarium musae, 1545 nucleotides long. RefSeq lists its product as uncharacterized. NCBI's taxonomy places the organism in Eukaryota, Fungi, Ascomycota, Sordariomycetes, Hypocreales, Nectriaceae. Gene Ontology annotation, molecular function: ATP binding; protein kinase activity. Gene Ontology annotation, cellular component: nucleus; centrosome; cytoplasm. Bases 1 to 1545 code for a protein of 514 amino acids. Gene Ontology annotation, biological process: protein phosphorylation; chromosome segregation. The record is from RefSeq and is a predicted model, not a curated record. The transcript has 2 exons.
AUGGCGAAACCCGAUUACGCGGAAAUAUGUCGCGACAUACGAUUGCAAUUUACUAUCAAGUUCGAAAAAGCAGAAACAAAGGACAAGUUCGCGACAAGAGCAAUGGUCAGAGAUGUUCUAUCACAGUCUGUGCUGAAAACGCUGUACGAAUCCACUUGGGAUGAGGAGGACACUUCGGGGACAGGCCCUAACACUGUUGACACCUUUGUUCGAAGUAUAGAGAAGAAAAUGCUGCACGACUUUUUAGCUGUUUUAUUAUACGCAAAAUGCUCAAUCGAGGCCGCAAAAGUAUUUACCAAAAAGCUUGUAUUCGGAAACAUGGCACAAGAACAGCAACAAUAUAGCGAAACUCCAUAUCUGCUCCCAGCGACCGAGGAUUAUCUUGAACGUCUCUUCGACCGUUUCGACACCUACGAUUUCUUCUCUGAGCAACGCCCUUUCUGUACUAUCGUACUUGGUGGACCAGGAGUCGUCACGAUUGAUCAAGACGAUAAGCGGUCUCUCCCAUGGCUAGACGAGAGGCAUAUCGGUUCCGGUGCUUUCGGAAGCGUGUAUGAGGUCAAGAUACCUAAGAACCAUUUGACCAUGCAACAAGACUUCAAUCAAACCAACUCAAUGGCCAAGCUGGUCGCCCGAAAAGACUACAUAGUCGCCAAAAACAUGGAAGAGAAUUUUGAGAAAGAGGUGAAAUCUAUUCGAGACAUCUUCAGUGCCAGCUCCAAGCACAAUAACAUUCUCGAGAGCUUUGGCACUCUUGUCAUCAGAGGGCCAGAGCCAAAGUUCAGUCUACUCAUGCCACUAGCGGACAUGGACCUACAGAAGUACAUGGAAGACAAUCCAGAGAUCCCAACCGAUGACAGAUGGGCCCGACAGCGUAUAAUUAGCGCCGCUAUAGGACUAGCAGGUGGACUUGAGUUCCUCCAUAGCCAGAUGACUACGGUCAGAGGCGAUAAACUGGUUUGUUACCAUAUGGAUCUCAAGCCUAGCAAUAUCUUGGUGUUUCUACAUAAACCACGAAUGAAUGGUACUGGCACAGAGGACAGAGACUAUGGCAUGAUUUGGAAGCUUAGCGACUUCGGCCUGUCAAGAGUCAAGAUCAGAACACAACCGGAAAAGAAUUUAGACAGCCUCUUCGAAAGGAAAAUCAUUGACCAGUCCACCGAAGCAUCACCGACCGAAAACCUGCGAGGAAGCGGUACAUACCUACCAAUUGAAGCUCAAGACAAAUCAAAGACGAUGAACCAAAAGAGUGACAUUUGGUCUUUGGGCUGCGUUAUUAGCGUCUUAUUUACCUACAUGGAAGAAGGGUACUCAGCUCUGGAGGGAUACAGCGAUUCCCGACGCAAGUAUAACAAGCCUCACAAGAUGGUCGACGUCUUCUACCAGGAGAACAGGCCUCGCAGAGGUGCCAGUUUGAACGAGGCUGUCAAGGCCCAACACACCAAACUUAUUGAAGCCGCAAAGAAACGAAACACGGCUGAAGGCGAAGCGGUUUCGAAAGACAUUGAAGAAAUGUCAAACUGCAGAAUCGUCAGUCAGGCCUAA